This is a messenger RNA of Zingiber officinale, 1385 nucleotides long. RefSeq lists its product as uncharacterized. Gene Ontology annotation, biological process: transcription by RNA polymerase III. Bases 1 to 1251 code for a protein of 416 amino acids. Gene Ontology annotation, molecular function: DNA binding. The transcript is spliced from 11 exons. Gene Ontology annotation, cellular component: RNA polymerase III complex. Lineage: Eukaryota; Viridiplantae; Streptophyta; Magnoliopsida; Zingiberales; Zingiberaceae. The record is from RefSeq and is a predicted model, not a curated record.
AUGGAAAUUGUUUUAUGCUCCUCGAAACUUCGAAAAUUAUGGGAAGAAGGAGGGCAGAAAGGGAAGUUCAGCAAAAAAGCUUCUGACUCGAUUCCCGGAGAUAUUUUCUCACCUCGUCUUCCGAUCGGUGGACCACUUGGAAUUUGGAUAGAACUUGAAACCUUCCCUUCCUCCUCGCUCUCUCCCGUCUCUCAUCUCUCGCCGGAUCUUUGGAGUCUUGUCGCCGUUCACCGCAGUCGCAGUUUCGUGGCUGUGCUUCUCCGGCCAUUUUGCACUGGGAAAGAAGAUUGUGGGAAGUCCAAUUUUCUUGUUCUGUUAAAUGUGCGUAGAAAUUUCCAAGCAGAAAACAUGAGGAAAGGAGAGGGCGGAAGUUCAAAUUCUCAAUCUCCAAAAAAGCUGAAAUUUGUACCAAAAAUACCUUCUCGGAAGGCACGAAAACGAACUGUAGCUAACGAGGAGCCAUCUGAGAGUUAUCAUGAGGUUGUCGGCAAAGAACUGGUUUUAAAAAUUCAGAGAGCAACCAUGGGCAGUGGGUUACUACAGAAGACAUUGUCAAGCGAUAGGAAAGCAGUUGCUCAAACAGAAGUUGCAUUUGGACAUGUUGAUUCCAAAUUUGCAAGAUCGUUUCCAAAAGGCAAGGCCAAAGUAAACCAGGCUGAAAGAAAUGAGAUUCAAGACAUUGAUGAUGGUGAAAUAAUUCCAAAAAUAAAAAGUCACUAUGUCGAUCCCUGGGAUUAUGAAAACUCAUAUUAUCCGGUUACCCUACCAUUAAGGAGGCCUUAUUCAGGAAAUCCAGAAAUUCUCGAUAAAGAGGAGUUUGGAGAAGCCUCAGCACCUGUAGCAUUGAAUUGUAGCAAAAUUAGUCCAGCAGAAGAGCUUGGGUUGAUGGAAAAGAGUGCGGCAAAACAGAUGUUUCUUUUCCAGUUUCCUCCAACUCUUCCAUCAGUCAAGAAACCUGCUGCUGAUGGGGCUGGCAGAAGCACUGGCAAGUUGGAAAAGCAAUUUACUAAUGGAUGCAAGUUGGAAGAUCUCCCUGAAGGGCUCAUUGGCAAAAUAAUGGUGCACCGAAGCGGAAAAAUGAAGAUGAAGUUGGGAGAUUCCUUCUUUGAUGUAUAUCCUGGAGUAAAAUGUGAUUUCGCCCAACAGGUUGCGGCAAUUAAUGUCAAAGAGAAGCACUGCUGCGUCUUGGGAGAGCCUGGCAAGCGUGUGGUGGUGACUCCAGACGUAGAUUCUCUAGUAAAUGCUAUAUAGCUUUGUUAUGAGUUCUAGCACUUUCUACUACAGCAAGCUGCUUCCUUGAAAUUAGACAUGGUAAUGCUUAGUUUGAUGCUAACAAAAGUUUCUCCAAAAAGUAUUGAGAUGGUCGGCAUGCAAUAUGAGUUCAA